Sorghum bicolor (sorghum) is the source of this 2104-nucleotide messenger RNA. Its product is annotated as G-type lectin S-receptor-like serine/threonine-protein kinase At1g61480. Gene Ontology annotation, biological process: protein phosphorylation. The coding region runs from base 132 to 1829 and encodes 565 amino acids. Lineage: Eukaryota; Viridiplantae; Streptophyta; Magnoliopsida; Poales; Poaceae. Gene Ontology annotation, molecular function: ATP binding; protein kinase activity. The record is from RefSeq and is a predicted model, not a curated record. The transcript has 8 exons.
UUGCUGCAUUUAAAUGGAUGUUGCAGGAUGAGAUCGAUGCUUCGCCGAGGAGCAAAACACUACAUUGUCCCUUCGAGCACCCUCCAGGAACACUAUAAGACGACUGGUGGAAGAUAUAAAAUUAACACAUCAUGAAUUUUGAUUUUGGAUAUAUUAAAAGUAUUACUGACAAUUUUUCGGAGGAGCGGAAGGUUGGCAGUGGUGGGUACGGAGAUGUUUACAGGGGAGAACAUCACGGGAAGGAUAUUGCAGUGAAAAGGCUUCACCCUUUGCACGGACUCGAUGAUCUGGAAUUCCACAAUGAGUUCCGCAACCUUGCAAUCAUCGACCAUCCAAACAUCAUACAGUUAAUUGGCUAUUGUUACCAAUCACAGCACAUGUACGAUGAGGACCACGGAAAACAAGUUUUUGCAAAAACAGUAGAGCGAGUCCUGUGCUUCGAAUAUAUGCAUAGUGGAAGCCUUCAAACUUAUAUUGGAGACAAAUGGUGUUCACUUGAUUGGCCCAUUUGUUACCGAAUUAUUAAAGGGACUAGUGUGGGUUUAAAUCACCUGCAUAAUGCCAAGGCAAAACCAAUUUUGCAUCUGGACUUAAAACCUAGUAAUAUAUUGCUCGACAAGAACAAGGAGCCUAAAAUUGCAGAUCUUGGUUCAUCAAGACUUGGUGCUUCUAUAGAAACUCAAGAAUCGGGGACUCUAAAAGGAGUAACACUAAGGUACACGCCACCAGAAUGCAAAAAUGGUGGCAAUAAUGUGUCAAUCAAGUUCGACGUGUUUAGUUUGGGAGUUAUAAUUCUUGACAUCGUGGCUGGACAAAAUGGCUACUCCCGUCGUUCUGACAUGCGUCAUCAAGUGUUUAUUGAGCUUGUGAGUGCCAAAUGGAAGGGAAGGCUGAAAGCAACGUCGAGUUCCUUAUCACACGAACUGGACAUCCAACGAUUGGAGACAUGCGUUGAAAUAGGAUUAAGAUGCACCGAAGAUGACCCAAAUGACAGGCCUGCUAUAAAAGAUAUCGUGUGCCAAUUAGAAGAACUGGAAGCUAAGUGUAGGAAUAAAAUGCCAUUGGCUUCUGAAUACCAGUCAAGAGACUUCCAGAACAAAUAUUUCCCAAAAGAGGAGAAUGAUGGGCCGUCCCACAAGAAAAGUGACUGGACACCAGCAGAGGCAGCAGGGAAGGAGCCUGAGGUGGCAGCAGAGAACUGCUUUGGUGAGGUAGUGGACAACAAGAAGCUGGACGAAAUGGCGAGGUACACGGGCAAACCCAAGACACAGGAAGACAGAGCAAGGCUGGCCUGGUCUCUUAUAACCGAUGGUGACAAGAAGGGCAAUGCAUCCAAGUAUGUGGACUUCCUUAAGACUAUGUACGGCAAUGGGCAGUCCACACUGUGUUUAUUUUACAAUGCGACUGGGGACACUCUCCGCUACGUCACCAACCACGACUGGUAUGGCUACAUCGGCAGCACAGUAGGGUACCCAGCCGAGGUCGGCAACGGACAGUGGGCUGCUUUCCAUCAUGUCCACAGGCAAGGCGAGCCCUCCGGUUCCGUGGGAGCCGUCGUGUACCGCGGCAAGAAGAAAGAUGGCCAGUUCCAGGAGUACAUGCUCGCAUGGAGUACCCCCUGGGGUUUCUACUACCGUAACAAGGCUUAUGUUGAGACUCGUGGCGGCUUCAACUACUUCCAACGACGAUGGGAGGAGAUAUAUGUGAAACUGGUUAAUUCUGAUUAUUCUUCAAAAACCCAGUCCGGUGGUUGCGAGAUUGAAGCACAAAUUGACAAAGGUGACAGUCCUAAAUAUAUUGCAACAAUCAAACUCGAGCAUGGUCCGUGAAGCACGCAAGUAUCGUUACGCACCACCUGUCUAUUACCUCGUGCUAUGGAUAGUCGACCCCCCAUUUCUGAUGCUCCGAUGUGUAUCGGUCCUGUUUCAAAGUACUGUAUUGUUUAGCAUUGGUUUUAGUCUUUUCUAUCUUCUUUGUGUCCCUACAUGUCAGAGAUUUGUAUUUAAUUUGCGACCCAUCCAUUCUUUUUACUUUUGAUGGAAAACAUCAGGACGUGAUUGGGAUUGAGAAAUUAUAGGGCGAUCCAGUCCUUGUUAGUGUGUAA